Molecule: messenger RNA, 1425 nt
Organism: Hirsutella rhossiliensis
Lineage: Eukaryota; Fungi; Ascomycota; Sordariomycetes; Hypocreales; Ophiocordycipitaceae
Product: ZIP zinc transporter domain-containing protein
Exons: 2
Coding region: 1-1425 (474 amino acids)
Biological process (GO): zinc ion transmembrane transport
Cellular component (GO): plasma membrane
Molecular function (GO): zinc ion transmembrane transporter activity
Source: RefSeq, a predicted model, not a curated record
AUGGGCGGCUACGACGUGGCGACCAGAGGUAACGGCAAGAGCGCAAACCCCUUCCCUCUGGAGAUGCAACUAAUUCGGGCCCCUGCAGACGCAAGCUGGUCGUCCAUCCCCACGAGCCUGCUGCUCCAGGAGCUACGGCGCCGCGAGGAAGAGACCGCCAAGCCCCAGUGCGGAUCGCGGCCCAAAGGAUGGUACGAUACCGUCGCCCACGUCUUCGCCCUCCUCCUCAUCCUGACCCUGAGCACGCUCGCCUGCGGCUUGCCCCUAAUAUCGCGGCGCACGGCGACGGGCAAGCGACAACGACUCAUCAUCUUCUACUGCCAGCAUGUCGGCACUGGCGUCCUGCUCGCCACGGCUUUUGUCCACCUCCUCCCGACGGCCUUCGAGUCCCUCACCGAUCCUUGCCUGCCCUACUUCUUCAGCCAUGGAUAUAAACCUCUCCCCGGCCUCGUCGCCAUGGUGUCCGCCAUCGUCGUCGUCGCCGUCGAAUCGUACUUGACGGCGCGGGGUGCCGGUCAUUCCCACUCUCACGCGCACGAUUACUUCGACGAUGACGACGACGACGGGGCCAGCAGCAACGGACGCUUCCACGACGUUGACCUCGAUGCCAACACCAACGGCCUAUCCGAGAGAAGGGGGAACAGUCAUCGGCCGGCCCACAUCUCCCUCGACGACCUGGAAGCUACGCAAGGUCUCGUCGCAGGCGCUUCUCCCCUGCCCGAGUCCACACCUACCAUUGCUCCGCCGCCACGGAUUUCAAAGCCUUCGAGCCAGGCUGGACUCGACGACGGCUACUCAGACUCGGAUCUAGACAUGGAUGAGCUGGACCCCGCUCCAACUCGUCCCCGUCGGGCCGAUCCAUACUCGUCCCUCAAACCGGAUGAACGGGCGGUCACGGCUGGCCACGACCUACCCACACGUACACCAGAUGAGCAGAAGCGCCAGAUGCUGCAGUGCCUUCUCCUAGAGGCGGGCAUUCUCUUUCACAGCGUCUUCAUCGGCAUGGCGGUUUCCGUCGCCACCGGCCCGGCAUUUGUGGUCUUCCUGGUGGCCAUUAGCUUCCACCAGUCUUUUGAGGGCUUGGCCCUCGGCAGCCGCAUCGCGGCCAUUCAGUUCCCCCGCAACUCUUUCCGGCCGUGGCUGAUGGUGCUCGCGUACGGCGUGACGACGCCCCUCGGCCAGGCAAUUGGCCUGGUGGUGCACAAAAUGUACGACCCGGCUUCGAUGGGCGGCCUGCUCGUCGUCGGCUUUAUGAACGCCGUGUCGUCAGGCCUGCUGCUCUACGCCGGACUGGUGCAGCUGCUGGCUGAGGAUUUUUUGACGGAGAAGAGCUACACGGUCCUCAAGGGGCGCAAGCGGCUGCAUGCCUUUCUCGCCGUGGUUGGCGGUGCGCUGCUCAUGGCCCUGGUCGGUGCUUUUGCUUGA